CGCCGCUCCGCCGUCCGCCCCCGAUUCCAUCCCACCCCCGCUGCUCCUCUCCGCCACCCCGCCUAGCCUUCACCAUUCCAAUUUGGCGUCCGCCUGCGACGGCCGCCGGGCCAACCGCCGCCGCUCCACCGCCAGUAAUGGCCAUGGCAGCUCGGUUGUGUCUCUACACGGUGUCCUAGGGGCCGCCGGAGCACCGUAGCAUGUCGCUCAACCGCCACGGCCGAGCAGAGGGCCGACGAGCUUGGGGCAGCGAAGGCGCAUCUUUCGGCCGCACAACCGCCUUCCGCACAUCGUCGGAGCACAUCCGGUGGCCGUUUCUACACUGAUGGUGAGGUGCGCUAGCAUCAACAGGUGAGUUUUUUUUAGCACACAAAUAGUAAACAUACAUACAAAGAUUGUGAGAGUCGCACAACGAAACAAGCUGGCGACAACCUUCUUAGAAGAGAAAUAAAGAAACUUGAGACAAGGGAAAUAAUAAAUGGCCAUUACUGUUUGGGUAUUUUGGCAAUGCCAUUACUGUUUUGCUGGCCGCGGCGCGGUGGCAAAGCAAGGGAGAGCGCGAGAGCAGGCGGCGCCAGCACUCGGGGCUAACGGGCCCUUUGGGUUUCUCGGACUACAAAUGGGGCGCUACCCACCCCGAGCCGCCGCGGAACAGAGGAGACAGACAGCGGAGGAGCCCAUUACGGUCCACCACGGUCAAAGCAGAGGGAUGCCCCCCGUCGCAACGGCUAGUCGUGUCCGAUCCCCCCCUCCCCUCUCCGUCCCGUCCUCGUCGCGCCGCUCCUCCGAUCCCCCUUCGCGCCCCCGCGCCGCCGACCACCCAGCAGCCACGGAGAAUCCUGCACCGGCGGCGGGAGGGAAGCCGUUCCUGCUGUCCGUGCCGACGGUCACCGAGGAGGCGCCACCUCCGCUCUGCGCCGUCCAGAUGGAGGGACUGGAUGUUGCUAGGUUGGCGUGGGAUUGCCUCAACCGAGAUGAUGAUGAAGAGCUCCUGAGAUUACUGGGAAAUCAAACUCCUUUGCGAGACUGCCAUGCCUUCCUUGACAUUGGGGAUAUCACCUGCGAGGAGACACUGGACCUGGAGGAAUAUCGGGAACCGAAGCGGCGACGCGUAUUGGAGUAUCAUUCUGAGGUUAAUCAGCCAGAUGGUCGAGAUCAUGAAAUGGGUUCUAAUUUUGUCACAUCUGAGGUAACAGAGGCUUCACUGAUUUGCACUGAUGAACCACAGAGCUUAAACUGGGAUAUGCAGCAAGAUUCAGAUAUUUUAGAUAUGAUAAGUUCCUUGUCAAAUGGGGCACCCUACGAGCCAUCAGAUAAUCAGUUGGAAAAUUACUCUGAUGGAUCUACUAUCUACUACACACCUGAUCAAAUGACUCCUACCCAGGAGAGCGUUACAUAUAUGGAUUGCCAAACUGAUAUGCCAGGAACAGCUGAGAUUGCACCGGCAACGGAGAAUCUCAUAAUGCAGGAGACUAACAAACUUUCUAUGCUAAAAGUAUCUAAAGGAGGAAGCUCGAUGAUCAAGAUGAAGCAAAAUUUAACUACAUUUAUGACAUGCCCAUUUACCCUUAUAAAACCAUAUUGGGAAGAAGGAAAUGUCACUCUGAAGGAUAUAAAUCAGCUAAUCCAUGCUCCUCCGAAGCAGCCUCCAGAAAUCCUGGGAAUGUCAGCUUUUUCUGGCAAGCCAGUGAUCGGCAAGACCAGAAUCAGAACAGAAGGUGGGAAAGGCAGCAUCACAAUACUAAGAACAAAGGGCUGAGGACGCCACAACUUAUUAACAGGCCAUUCCCUCGAUUGCUUUCAAGAAUUUGGUCUUCUUGUGCAGGCCUCUAUAGCUUUUCAAUUUUUCUUGGUCACAAUUGUGCGCCAUGUGUUCAGAGUUACCUUGGAUGGUUAACUCGUUUUCCAAACAUUCAGCAUUCUUGUGUGUUUUAGUGGCAUGCGGCUAAUGAUGUAUGCGGAAAUUUGAGUUCAGAGUGGCAUGUGGCACUCCUUCCGUAAGUUCAUUUAUAGUAAUAUACAGCAUCACAACCCCGA
This is a messenger RNA of Aegilops tauschii subsp. strangulata, 2037 nucleotides long. RefSeq lists its product as uncharacterized. Gene Ontology annotation, biological process: female meiotic nuclear division; male meiotic nuclear division. The record is from RefSeq and is a predicted model, not a curated record. Lineage: Eukaryota; Viridiplantae; Streptophyta; Magnoliopsida; Poales; Poaceae.